Molecule: messenger RNA, 2670 nt
Organism: Lactuca sativa (garden lettuce)
Lineage: Eukaryota; Viridiplantae; Streptophyta; Magnoliopsida; Asterales; Asteraceae
Gene: GL2
Product: HD-ZIP IV family of homeobox-leucine zipper protein with lipid-binding START domain-containing protein
Biological process (GO): regulation of DNA-templated transcription
Molecular function (GO): DNA-binding transcription factor activity, RNA polymerase II-specific; DNA binding; lipid binding
Source: RefSeq, a predicted model, not a curated record
AAUCCCCGCUAUUGCGUUUUCUGCGUGGCUUCUCUCUCUCUCUCUCUCUCUCUCUCAGCGUCACAGUCCCACACACAGACGAAAAGCAAAGAAAACGUUGCGACUUCAUUUCCUCCUUUUGUUUUCUUCAACCCCGACCCCACCUCCAUAGUAACAGUUCAGACAAUUGAGUAGAAGCAGUAGCAGACUUACCAUCAUCAGCGCCAUGGCCAACUCAUAGCAGAAGCAGAAAAAAAAAGCAAAACCAAAUACUGCCAUGGUCAUGUCGUCUUCGAAUGAAAAUAAUCCACCGACUUCUACCAAAGACCUUUUUCCGUCUACAUCUCUCGCUCUCACUCUCGGGAUUUUUCGUGAUAUAAAGGAGGCGGCGGAUGGUCGAACAGAUGACGUCGGUGCUAAUACGACGGUGACGGAGAUCAGCAGUGAGUAUUCUGGACCGGCGAGAUCACGAUCGGAUGAUGAAUUCGAUGCCGAUCCUGACGUCGACGACGGAGACGACGAUAACAAUAAGAACAAAAGUAAGAAGAGAAAAAAGUACCACCGUCACACCGCCGAACAAAUUCGUGAAAUGGAAGCACUAUUUAAGGAGUCACCACACCCGGAUGAAAAGCAAAGACAACAGUUGAGCAAGCGGUUAGGGCUUCAUCCUAGACAAGUCAAGUUCUGGUUUCAAAAUCGUCGUACCCAAAUCAAGGCCAUACAGGAGCGCCAUGAAAAUUCAUUGUUAAAAUCAGAAAUGGAUAAACUACGCGAUGAGAAUAGGUUAUUAAGGGACACUAUCAAAAAGGGUACUUGUCCUAACUGUGGAUUUGGUAGCUCUAGCAAGGAUGCCACCAAUUACACCGAUGAACAACAGCUUCGUAUCGAAAAUUCUAAACUCAAAACCGAGAUUGAGAAGCUGAGGACUUCAAUUGGGAAAUAUCCAAAGGGAACAUCACCUACAAACUCAUGUUCUACGGGAAAUGACCAUGAAAACAGAAGCUCAUUGGAUUUGUGUAGUGGUGUGUUUGGUGUUGAAACUUGUAGAAUAAUGGAGAUUGUUAAUUUGGCUGUGGAAGAGCUUGUAAAGAUGGCUGCUGCUGCGGACCCACUGUGGAUACGGAGUUUUGAGACAGGUCGAGAAAUACUUAACUAUGAUGAAUACUUGAAGGAGUUUCAUGUUCAAAAUUUAAGCAAAUUUCAACAUAAGAGACACAUUGAAGCUUCUAGAGAUUGUGGCAUUGUCUUUGCAGAUCUUCCACAGCUAGUUCGAAGUUUCAUGGAUGUGGAACAAUAUGAAGAGAUUUUUCCAUGCAUGAUUUCAAAAGCAGCUACCCUUGAUGUAAUCUGCAAUGGGGAGGGUGCUAAUAGAAAUGGCACUGUUCAAUUGAUGUUUGUAGAGUUGCAAAUGCUAACUCCUUUGGUGGCAACACGAGAAGUAUAUUUUGUGAGAUACUCCAAGCAGUUGAGUGCUAAUAAAUGGGCAAUUGUAGAUAUUUCAGUUGACAACAUAGAAAAAAACAUCGAUGCGUCUCUUUCUAGAUGUAGAAAACGUCCAUCUGGUUGCAUCAUUGAGGAUAAUUCAAAUGGUCACUGUAAGGUGACAUGGAUAGAGCAUUUGGAAUGCCAAAAAAGCGUAGCUCAUUCUAUGUAUAGAGGAAUCAUCAAUAGCGGUGUAGCUUUUGGAGCAAGGCAUUGGAUGGCCACAUUGCAGCAAAAAUGCGAGCGUUUUGUGUUCUUCCUUGCAACUAAUGUUCCUACUAAAGAUUCUACUGGUAUUCCUACAAUGGCUGGGAGGAAAAGUAUUUUCAAAUUGGCAGAGAGAAUGACAUGGAGUUUUAGUCGAGCACUAGGAGGGUCAAGCCAUCACACAUGGAAAAAAAUUCCAAGUAAAACUGGAGAUGACAUACGCGUGGCUUCCAGGAAGAAUUUAAAUGAUCCUGGUGAACCUUUAGGGGUGAUACUAUGUGCAGUGUCCUCUAUUUGGUUACCUGUUUCUCACACUGUUCUUUUCGAUUUCCUACGAGAUGAAACUCGAAGAAAUGAGUGGGAUAUAAUGUCAAAUGGAGGUCCAGUCCAAUCUAUAGCCAACUUAGCAAAAGGACAAGAUCGAGGAAAUAGCGUUUCCAUCCAUACAAUGAAGUCGAAGGAAAACAUGUGGAUGAUCCAGGACACUUCUACAAACACGUAUGAAUCCAUGGUAGUGUGUGCGCCAGUGUGUGUGACAAACAUGCAGUCUGUGAUGGGUGGCUGUGACUCUAGCAACAUUGCUAUAUUACCUUCUGGUUUUGCUAUUCUUCCUGAUGGGGUAGAAACGAGGCCUUCACUGAUCAGAUCAAAGGGACAGGAUCAAAGUUUGGAAGAAGGUGGGUCGUUGCUAACCGUUGGAUUUCAAAUCCUUACAACUGACGACUCUACAGGUGGAAAAUUAAGUGUGGAAUCUGUGGAGUCGGUUGAUACUCUUAUUUCAAACACACUGCAGAACAUCAAGGCUGGUUUACAGUGUGAAGAUGAAACAUGAAUAAUUUUAUGUCAACAUUAUUGACUUUUUCCAAAUAUUAGGUGAAAAAGUCUUGGAACUAGUAAAUAUUUCCUGGGUUUUAACCUAUGUUGAUGAACUGAUGAACUUAAGCGUGAAAGUUUUUGAUUAUGGUUAACUUAAGAAGAAAUAAAGUUCAUUUUUAGACUUUA